AUGGCUCCCCACGAUGUGUUUCGAACCACUUUGAACAGCGCCGUGAGGCAGUGCAUCUGCCAACAAGCAGGCAGCUCCAGCGUCGCCGUCUCAUCGGUCACUCCCAGCUUGUCUAGCUCGACCAUCUCAGCCACGGCCACUGCGACCUUGAUUGCUUCGUCCCCCGCCACGACCAAGAGCAAAUGCCGCAAGACCACCACCCCUGCCACCGCGACUUCGACCCCUGUCUACGGAUCCAGCGCCGUGCCACUCUCUACCCCUGUCUAUGGAUCGAGUGCGGUGCCUUCCACCGUGACCGCCUCAGUGCCUCCUGUUGUGACUUCCGCUGCCUCUGCCUCUGCCAACACCCUCACUGCUGCUAGCUCUGUUGCUCCCCAUUCCGCUUCCUCGACUGGCCCCUCUGAGUUCACUGCUGUCAUUUCUUCCUCUGGCGCCUCCUCCACUGCCGCGACUUCCGGAGCUGUCGUUCCCACCUCUGCGGUGACUGUUGGCCCUGUUCCCACCCAGUCUUCUGCCUCCAGCUCCAAGGCCCACACCACCUCGCCCGUCGUCGUGCCCUCCUCGUCCUCCUCCGUCAAUGUCAUCACCAGCAGACACAUCUCUGCCUCUGGCGCUGUUUCUGACACCUCCGCUGGCCAGGCCACCACCACCACCGACCAUCGCCCUUCUCGCACCCGCACUUGGAGCGAAGUUCCUUCCGACUCGGCCACCCCCUCCACUUCCACUUUGACUGAGACCUCGACCACCACUACUGACCAUCGCCACCGCACAUCGGCCAGCUCAGAUGCCACUACCGAGGCCUCCUCGACCUCUACCGUCACCACAACCACUGCCGACCACCCCCACCGCUCGUCCACUACCACCACCACCACCACUACCACCACUACCGUGUUCACUACACCCUCUCCCAGCAACAACGGCGGCGGUGGUCAGCCCUCGACAAGCACCAGCGACAACGGUGGCGGACACCCCGGUCGCAACACCGACUCUGCCACGAAGAUCACCUCUACGACCGCCUCCGCCCCUGCCUCUACGACUGCCUCGGCCUCUGCCUCUUUCCCCACCGCUCCUGCUUCCUUCGCGACCGAAACUCCUCAGGUCUGAUUCCCAAGACCUCCUCCCCUCCCCUUCAAUAUCCCUAUGACAGUAUACACCUUACCUCAACUCGGACACUCUAUGAUAUAGUCUGCGCAGGCGAUACCGGCCCUGCGCGGAAUCUGGUGUAGAAUUACCUUACUCUAUUGAUGCCUUAAAAUACUUUAGUCCUUGAAAAAUGAACU
Molecule: messenger RNA, 1280 nt
Organism: Polychytrium aggregatum
Lineage: Eukaryota; Fungi; Chytridiomycota; Chytridiomycetes; Polychytriales
Exons: 1
Coding region: 1-1104 (367 amino acids)
Source: RefSeq, a predicted model, not a curated record